CUCGGAGCCUCUGGGUUCAUGCGUGGCUCUUCUUUUUUUUCAUCAUUCUUUUCUUGUUUUGAUCUUAUAAAGAAAAAAAAGAGAGAGAGAGAGAGAUAAGUUAUAUUUUUUCUCGAAUAUUCUUACUUUCUUGAUCUUCUUUAUAAAUCUGAGCAAACAUUCUACACAUUAAGUGAAAAUCCUUCCUUGUAUAUCUACACAGCUUUGAUUUUUCUUUCUUCGCUUCUGGAAAAAGAAAAGUCCUAUAGAAUUCAAGAUUUUGAUUGUGAGAUUCUCUAGUCGGAGCUCAGGAGUUGAAUUUGGAAAGGUAGAGAGGUGUCUUGUUGAUCAAGCUAAAAGCAUUGAUCGUUUCUUAAUGGCGACGGAGCAACAAGAUUCACGACUCUGUUUGGCAUCGAUCCUUGAGGACUUCAUCAAACAACGUAACAUUCAAGUUAGCGUUGAUGUUGAUUCCAGUUCCAAAAAUGCCGAUGAAACUUCUGGAGGAAGAGAUUUGCCAGCAGAUCCAUCAGACUUGAAAAGGAAUGAAGCAGCAAGAUGGAUAAGACACACGCUUGGUGUAGUUGGAGGAAGAGACCUGCCUGCAGAUCCUUCUGAAGAUGAUUUCAGAAUCGCAUUGAGAAGUGGCAUUUUGCUAUGCAAUGUCCUCAACAAAGUUAAACCUGGUGCUGUCCCAAAAGUCGUUGAAGCUCCAAAUGAUCCUCUUGUUAAUCAAGAAGGUGCAGCUCUAUCUGCAUUUCAGUACUUUGAGAACCUUCGAAACUUUCUUGUGGUUGUGGAGGAAAUGGGUAUUCCUACAUUUGAAGUCUCCGAUUUUGAGAAGGGAGGUAAAUCCACAAGAAUAGUGGAGUGUGUCUUGGCUCUCAAGUCAUACCGCGAGUGGAAGCAGAGCGGUGGAAGCGGUACAUGGAGAUACAUUGUGACUUCGAAACCAACCACGUUUGGGAUUGCAAAACAAUACAAACGCAAAGACUCGGAAGCAUCUGUGGAUGCAGUCCCAACAAGUAGCCCUUCUUACACUCCAUCCAGUGAACAACAACCUCUGUUUGAUUCUAAUACCAAAAAUGAAGGAAGUGCCAAUUCAAUAGAUGCCAUUGUCCGUGCUGUUUUUUCUGAUAAGAGUAAAGAAGAAGUUCCCAGUAUUGUGGAAGAUAUGCUGAAAAGUGUCAUGGUAGAAUAUGAACGUAGAUUGGCUACACAGAGCGCAAUGUACGUAGAAGAAGAUGUGACAAAGAUGGUAAACAACAACAUGGAAGCUUCACAAGCUAAUAAUGCUGAAGUAUCAAAAGUCCAAGAUCAUGACGUCUAUGUAAUUUCAAAAGACAAGGCAGAGAAGCAGCAAAUGAUUCUAGACAGACAGAAAACUCAUACUGAGGAACUAAAACAAGAUAUAAAGGCUGUAAAGGCGGGUCUUAGUCUCUUGCAAAUGAAGUACCAGCAAGAGUUUACAAGUUUAAGCGAGCAUUUGCAUGGACUUGCGUAUGCAGCUACAGGAUAUCAAAGAGUUCUUGAAGAGAACCGUAAACUUUACAAUCAAGUCCAGGACCUCAAAGGGAGUAUACGAGUUUAUUGUCGAGUGAGACCGUUCUUACCUGGACAAACAAGUGUCUUGACCACAGUGGAUCACAUAGAGGAGUCGACUAUAUCAAUAGCUACACCUUCAAAGUACGGCAAAGAAGGUCGCAAGUCAUUCACAUUCAACAAAGUUUUUGGCCCUUCAGCAUCUCAAGAGGCGGUGUUUUCUGACACUCAGCCUUUGAUCCGGUCUGUUCUUGAUGGUUACAACGUUUGCAUAUUUGCUUAUGGCCAAACAGGAUCCGGAAAAACUUUCACCAUGAUGGGACCUAAUGAACUGACGGAAGAGAGCUUAGGAGUGAACUACAGAGCGUUAAGCGAUCUCUUUCAUCUCUCAAGUGAGAGGAAAGAAACGUUUUCAUACAAAAUCUCAGUUCAGAUGCUUGAAAUCUACAACGAGCAAGUCAGAGACCUCCUUGCCACUAAUGGCCAAACCAGCAGGUUAGAGAUCCGAAACAGUUCACAAGAUGGAAUCAACGUUCCGGAAGCUACAUUAGUACCAGUCUCAACAACUUCAGACGUCAUUAGUUUGAUGAAUCUUGGCCAGAAGAACCGUGCGGUCAGCGCCACAGCCAUGAAUGACCGUAGUAGUCGCUCUCACAGUUGUCUGACAGUACAUGUUCAAGGAAGAGAUCUGACAUCAGGAGCCACUCUAAGGGGCUCAAUGCACUUGGUUGAUCUUGCUGGAAGCGAGAGGGUGGACAAGUCUGAGGUCACUGGUGAUAGGUUGAAAGAGGCGCAACACAUCAACAAGUCUCUAUCUGCUCUUGGAGACGUGAUUGCGUCUCUCUCUCAGAAAAACAACCACAUCCCUUAUCGCAAUAGCAAACUCACUCAACUGCUUCAGGACUCAUUAGGAGGACAAGCGAAAACGCUCAUGUUUAUACACAUAAGCCCUGAAGUAGAUACUCUGGGAGAAACACUCAGCACCUUGAAGUUUGCGGAGAGAGUGGCCACUGUUGAACUCGGUGCUGCUCGUGUGAAUAAAGAUACUUCUGAGGUUAAAGAACUCAAGGAGCAGAUUGCUAGUUUGAAACUAGCACUGGCGAGAAAGGAGAGCGAGUCUGAUCAAACGCAGAUCCCAAGAGUCAUUACACCUGAUAAACUCCUCAGAAGAAAGUCACUUGGUGUCUCUAAAUCAGCAAACACAAGACAGUUUCAGACAAAACACAAGCCAUCACUGGUUGAUGACGUCAACAGCAUUGAGGGUCAAAGCGACUCUGCAUCGAGCGUUGACUUACAAGGACUAGUUGGUUCUUCACCACCGUCCUGGAAAAGCCCGUCUACAGAUGGGAAAGAGGAGGAAGUGGAGAUUAGUGAAUGGGUUGAUAAACACGAAGACGAGAUCACACGUAGUAACAACAAAUCACAAACGCAGCUAGAUAAGAGAGUGUCCAGCUUGAAACGUGAACCAGCGUCACGAGGCGGCAAUGUGGUGGUAGAUAAAGGGUUUGAGGUGAGGAAGAUACCAUACGAAAAAGAAGCGAAUGAGUCUGAUGAAACGGCGACGAGCGAUGGGUCUGAGUCGUCUAACAUGAUGUGGCAGUUGAAUGUUCAAGUGAACGUGCCUAGAGCAGCUGCCUCCUCUAAUGGAUCUUCGGGUUCAUCGACCAAGCUAAGGAAGAGUCUAACUAAAACCAAGAGUAUGUUACCUUCGCUUAUACCGGCGCCUACGAGGAGACUAUCGCUUGGAGCAAGUAGUUCACCAGGACAAACUUCAUCUACAAGGCAGAGUAGUAACACUGUAGUUGUGAAGAAGAGACAGAAUCCUAAGUGAUGAUAAUAGUCAAAGGUGAUAUAAACAUUUUGGUCGUUUUUGUUUUUGGUUUUGGUUUUGGCGAGCCCAUUCAUAUGUGGUAGCCAUACAUGUACAUGCCAUAUACGAAGAGUAGGAAUACGUGUGUGUGAAGUGUGAACCAUAGCCCAUAGGUUGUAUACUUGGAUAUGUAAUUUUUUGUUUGUUUUGGGUGGCAUUUUCUAAUGAAUAUUCAACAAAACGUUGUUCAUUCAUUCUAUCCUAUGGGGUUUUUCUUGUAUUUCUUUCGUUGUAAUUUGAUU
Molecule: messenger RNA, 3633 nt
Organism: Brassica oleracea var. oleracea
Lineage: Eukaryota; Viridiplantae; Streptophyta; Magnoliopsida; Brassicales; Brassicaceae
Product: kinesin-4
Exons: 17
Coding region: 356-3352 (998 amino acids)
Biological process (GO): microtubule-based movement
Molecular function (GO): microtubule motor activity; ATP binding; microtubule binding
Source: RefSeq, a predicted model, not a curated record